AGACCUUGUGACUUCACAACAUCACAUCUGCCUUUAAACGGGGGAACAUGAACCAUUUUCACACACACAAUACCUCUGCCAUGAAGGAUGUUCAGUCUAUGGAGGCAGUGUCUAUGCCUUUAAAUGAGGGGAUUGUCUCUAUCUGCAACAUCUGCAAGUUCCUCAAAAAAGCGCAUAUCUGUCCAAUCACUGAUACAGUCUCCAAUUACAACCAAAUAAGGAAGCAUGUAGAGGAUGCUGAGCAGCACCUGAAAACAUCUGACACAAUAGUUACAGAAAAACUGAGAUAUUUGAAUGAAAGGAUGGAGCAUCUUAUUAUAGAGAAACUAAUAGUUGAGCGGGAGAUAAAGGAGAAAAUUCAGGCCGUGAAUACUUUGAGCACCAAGAAGUCGUCUGCUGAGCAGUCAUUAGGGUGCUUCCAAGCAGCUUUGGAGCAGGCUAAAAGAAAUGUGGAAUCAAAAAAUGAUGCCAUAAGAAGAUGUCAAGAGCAGAUGAGCACAAACGAUGAUAUAGUAACUGCAGGGACGGCAUUGCUUGCAGUACCAAUUUUAGGAUGGAUUGCUGGUCCAAUAAUGAUGAGCUCAGGACAGCAGGCCUAUGAAGAAGCUUUAAAUGCCUUGAGAAAUGCUGAAUCGGACAGACAAAACUGUAUGUCACAGGUGAGGAACUGGGAAAAAAAAGUGGAUCAUUAUGAUACAGUUAUCUCUAGGACAACGAAUGAAAUUUGGCAGACCAAUCAAGCAAUUAAGAGAAAUGAGAGUAGGAUGGAGAGAUUGAAAUGCAUCAUAUGGCCACAGGUCAAAUUCAGAAAUGGUCAGCAAAGUUGUAUUCCAUUUGAAUGCUCUUAG
Messenger RNA from Puntigrus tetrazona (Sumatra barb), 848 nucleotides. RefSeq lists its product as uncharacterized. Lineage: Eukaryota; Metazoa; Chordata; Actinopteri; Cypriniformes; Cyprinidae. The coding region runs from base 48 to 848 and encodes 266 amino acids. The transcript has 4 exons. The record is from RefSeq and is a predicted model, not a curated record.